AUGAAAUAUGUCCUGGUCUCUGGGGGCGUCAUCAGUGGUGUAGGAAAGGGCAUUAUUGCAUCCAGUACCGGCCUCCUUCUGAAAACCAGAGGAUUGAAGGUGACGAUGAUAAAAACUGAUCCAUAUAUGAAUAUCGAUGCGGGAACCAUGGCUCCGACAGAACAUGGAGAAUGCUUCGUGUUGGAUGAUGGAAGCGAAACGGACCUUGAUCUCGGGAAUUAUGAGCGGUAUCUGAACAUCACACUCGGUCGUGACCACAAUAUCACGACAGGAAAGAUAUACCAGCAUGUGAUCGAUAGGGAGAGAAAAGGCGACUACUUGGGCAAGACAGUUCAGAUUGUUCCGCAUCUUACUGAUGCACUCCAGGAAUGGUUUAUGAGGGUGGCAAAGCCUCCUGUCGAUGAAACCAAAGAACAACCAGAGGUUUGUGUUAUUGAACUAGGUGGUACGGUUGGUGCUAUCGAAAAUGCUCCAUUUGUUGAGGCCCUGCGACAACUUCGAAGAAAAGCUGGAACCGGUAACUUCUUGCAUAUUCAUGUUUCGAUGAUUCCUGUCAUCAAUGAGGAACAAAAGACCAAGCCUACGCAGCAAACAAUCAAGGAUGUUCGGAGUGCGGGUCUUAAUCCUGAUCUGAUUGCCUGCCGCUGUAAAGAUAGGCUCAUGACUUCUACCAUCGAGAAAGUUGCGAUGUUUUGUCAAGUCGACACGCCGCAAGUCAUCGCGGUCCAUGACGUCCCAUCGACUUAUCAUGUACCCAUGGUUCUGGAGAAGCAAGGACUUAUCACAUCUCUCACGAAGAUCCUUAGUCUCGAUGACCUGAAAGUUCCUUCGAAACUCAAACUCAGAGGAGCUACAACUUGGGAGAUGUGGAAAAGCAGGAAGUACACCAGUUUCGCCGACUCUUAUAUCUCCGUUAUCAAGUCUUUGGAACAUUCUGCCAUGUUUUGCAGAAGAAAUUUGGAUUUGGUUAUGGUAGACUCGUCACAUCUCGAGGAAGACGGCGGCCAAGACUCAUCUAUUGAAAGCCAAAAAGCAUGGGAUACUCUCCGAAAAGCAGAUGGUAUUCUCGUGCCAGGAGGGUUUGGUACCAGAGGGACAGAAGGAAUGAUUGCAGCUACGAAUUGGGCUCGAAUUAAUAGAGUCCCAUUCCUCGGUGUAUGUCUUGGUAUGCAGAUAGCUGUCAUCGAGUAUGCCCGGACUGUUUGUAAACUUUCAGGAGCCAGCUCCAGAGAGUUCGAUGCCCAAGCUGUCGAUCCAGUCAUUAUUUUCAUGCCUGAAAUCGACAGCAGGUCCAUGGGAGCCACCAUGCGUCUUGGGAUGCGACCAACACAUUUCCAGCCAGGUACAGAGUGGAGUAAGAUGCGUAGACUGUACCGAAACUCUCUUACUGCGGCAUCCAAAGACAGCAAUGAUGGUCUUAUGAUUCAUGAACGUCAUCGCCAUCGCUACGAAGUCAAUCCCGUGUAUGUGCCAAAGCUUGCUUCACGUGGACUCACUUUUGUCGGAAAAGACGACCAAGAAGAAAGGAUGGAAAUUUUAGAGUUGAAAGACCAUCCCUGGUUCGUGGGCGUCCAGUUCCAUCCUGAAUACUUGAGUAAGGUCUUGGAACCAAGCAGACCAUAUCUCGGAUUCUUUGCUGCGAGCGCUGGUUGUCUGAAGGAGGUGAUGGAGAAGCUGGAGACUGGGAAGAGAGGUGCGGAGAAAUUAAGCGAGACUUUGACGGAGGUAGACAUCUAG
Cadophora gregata is the source of this 1737-nucleotide messenger RNA. Its product is annotated as CTP synthase ura7. The record is from RefSeq and is a predicted model, not a curated record. Gene Ontology annotation, cellular component: cytoophidium; cytoplasm. Bases 1 to 1737 code for a protein of 578 amino acids. Lineage: Eukaryota; Fungi; Ascomycota; Leotiomycetes; Helotiales; Ploettnerulaceae. The transcript has 7 exons. Gene Ontology annotation, molecular function: identical protein binding; CTP synthase activity. Gene Ontology annotation, biological process: CTP biosynthetic process; pyrimidine nucleobase biosynthetic process.